This is a messenger RNA of Haplochromis burtoni (Burton's mouthbrooder), 1604 nucleotides long. Its product is annotated as H-2 class II histocompatibility antigen, E-S beta chain. The record is from RefSeq and is a predicted model, not a curated record. Gene Ontology annotation, molecular function: MHC class II protein complex binding. Gene Ontology annotation, cellular component: membrane; MHC class II protein complex. The transcript has 7 exons. Lineage: Eukaryota; Metazoa; Chordata; Actinopteri; Cichliformes; Cichlidae. Gene Ontology annotation, biological process: immune response; immunoglobulin production involved in immunoglobulin-mediated immune response; peptide antigen assembly with MHC class II protein complex. Bases 145 to 1188 code for a protein of 347 amino acids.
GCUGAAUAAAUUAAAGCUCAUUUCCUGGUUUCCUGUCACAGAUUUCUUCCGGGCAACAGAUGAUGCUGCAGAUCAUGUGACAUGCCCUCUGGUUUUUAGCACUGUGUUCAGUCAGACUGUCAGAGUUUGUCAGGAGAACUCAACAUGGAUUCAUAUUUUCUCUGCGUCAGCCUCUUCUUCAUCAUCCUCUGCAGAGCAGAUGGAUACGAGUAUUACACUUCAUCCCGCUGCCUGUUUAACUCCACUGAGCUGCGGGACAUAGCGUACAUCAGAUCUUACUAUUACAACAGGAUGGAGUAUGUCAGGUUUGACAGCAGUGUGGGGAAGUUUGUUGGAUACACCGAGUACGGUGUCAAGGAGGCAGAAUACUUUAACAAAGAUCCUGCACAGCUCGCCGCAAUGAGAGCUCAGAAGGAGACGUACUGCACACCAAACAUUGACCUCUGGUACCGAAGUGUUCUGACAAAAUCAGCGAAACCAUUCGUCAGACUUCACUGGACGAAGCCUCCCAUUGAUCAUCAUCCUGCCAUAUUGGCUUGCAGCGUCUACGACUUCUACCCCAAAUAUAUCAAAGUGAGCUGGUUGAGAAACGGACAGGAAGUAACCUCUAACACCACAACAACUGAUGAGCUUCCAGAUGCUGAUUGGUUCUACCAGACCCACUCCUACUUGGAGUACACACCCAGGUCUGGAGAGAAGAUCUCCUGUAUGGUGGAGCACGCCAGCCUGGAGAGACCUCUGGUUACUGACUGGGUCCCGUCCAUGUCCGAAUCCAAGAAAUUGAUGAUCGUUGGAGCCUUUGGGCUGAUCCUGGGUCUGCUCUUUUUCCUGGCUGGAGUCAUCUACACAAGGAUGUGCAGCAGAGAUGGAUAUACACCUUUGGCUCACAAGUUCAGUGAGAAGCAGCCAGAGGACUGGAACAAAGAUGCUGCAGCUCUGAGCUUGUGGAGACCUCAGAAGGAGAUGUUCUUCAAACCCGACUCUGAGCUCUGCUUCACAAAUGUUCUGCCUAAGUCAGUGAUGCCGCUGAUUGGUGUUCAUGCCAUGACGCCCCCUGGUGGUCAUCAUCCUGCCACGCUGCUCUACAAAGUCUACGACUUCUACCCCAAAAAGGUCGCUUCUGCUAAAGCGAUAAAAGCAGCUGAUUUGCUUGAGAAGACUUUACCAGAUGAGCUGGAGCCCAGGUGAGUCCACAGCUCUGAGUGCAGGUACAAAGGAUGAGGAGCAGAUGGUUUAUAAAGACACACUCGGGCUGCAGGGUGGCUUUAUUUAAACCAGAAGAUGAAACUGCCAGAAACAUUGAGGGCUGGAUCUCUGUGUGUAACCACACGUGUGCCUGCAUGGUGAGCUCCUGUAUGACAGGAAACACCAGUUUACAUCAGGCUCAGUGUCAGGAUUGUGAUGUGGAUGAGUCAUUCUGGGCUUUUAACUGCAACAGUUUGUUUUUAAUACAACUGCUUCUACAUAUUAGCAGUGGGCACAUUCACAGUUUAUAAAAGUGCACUGAGAUUUUUAUAAACUGUGAUAACUGUGAAAGAGAGCAGACAGGACUAAGAGACAGAAACAGGACCACACCUAUUUAUCUACAAAUUAAUGACACAAGA